Microdochium trichocladiopsis is the source of this 568-nucleotide messenger RNA. RefSeq lists its product as uncharacterized. The record is from RefSeq and is a predicted model, not a curated record. NCBI's taxonomy places the organism in Eukaryota, Fungi, Ascomycota, Sordariomycetes, Xylariales, Microdochiaceae. The transcript has a single exon. The coding region runs from base 256 to 429 and encodes 57 amino acids.
CGCCCUGCCUUAGCUCUGUCUCGAAAGUACCGCAACAGACGGCGUGCAGACCCCUCCCUCCGGGUGGGGGGUAAUACACACACGUCACACCAGGGACUCUCUUUGCACUCCACGCCAGUACUACCAAGUGGUUGUGGAACAGCCUGACCGUGGCCAGUAGAUGCAGUCUAAGUCGGUGACAACAGACGGGUGCUGGCAGCGCAUAAGCCUUUCGGCACGUCCUUGUCCUCCUCGGGCUGGCCGAGCUGCAAUGCAAUGCCGUGUCUGAGCAGGACCCCUCUUCUCCUCAUCGCUAUCGCCGGAGCUAGACCAUCUUGUGAUGCCCACAAUCCAACCCUGGCAAGCCUCAGGACCAGCCCAGCUUCAGCCACGUUUUUGGUGUACAGCACUGCCCCUGGCAGGAGCCCUCAGUCGAGGUCCAGACCGUAAUUCCUAACCCAUCAUGUACGUGCGGGCUUCCUGUCCUGCAUUGUCCAGAAGUGUACAAGCCUCGAGGAUCCGCAAGAGAUCGGACAUGGGUUCCAAGCACGCUAGGCGACCUCACACGUGUGCAUCAAGCCUGACAGGC